GCGUACGUUAGUCCAAUCCGGCGAAACCCUAGCUUGCGGAGGGCUCUAUUUCUUCGAUCCGACUCCCAUUGGAUCGGUAAGGCCCUUUUGGACGCCGCUGCUUCCUACUUUUGCUGAAACCCUAGCGGUAGAAGCCAAACUUCCCCUCCGGCAUGGCGCCGAAGAAGGAUAAGGCUCCUCCUCCGUCUUCGAAGCCGGCCAAAUCCGGCGGAGGGAAGCAGAAGAAGAAGAAGUGGAGCAAGGGAAAGCAGAAGGAGAAGGUGAACAACGCGGUGCUCUUCGAUCAGGCGAGCUAUGAUAAGAUGCUCUCCGAGGUUCCCAAGUACAAGAUGAUCACUCCCUCUGUGCUGUCUGACAGAUUGAGGAUCAAUGGAUCGCUGGCGAGAAGGGCAAUAAAGGAUCUGAUGGCAAGGGGUUCCAUUAGGAUGGUAUCUGCCCAUGCCAGUCAACAAAUUUACACAAGAGCCACCAACACCUAGAGGACACCCGCUCGCUAGAUUCUCUAGGGUUCAGUUCUCGGUUUUGUUCUUAGUUGAUGAUGUUCUUCAUGUUUCAAGAGUGUUAGUGACUUGUGCUUUUUGUUGUCCUCGAAACAAAACAAUGCUUGUGUUUUGGAUCCUAUAUUCUGUCGUUGACCAAAUAUGUGGCAGCUACACUUCUGGUUUACUUAUUUUGUUAGGUUAAUAUUUUAUGCUAUGUUUUACCAAUAAAUAAAAAAGAAUACCUGUAUGUUUGGUCUAGAA
Messenger RNA from Elaeis guineensis (African oil palm), 743 nucleotides. Its product is annotated as small ribosomal subunit protein eS25. The record is from RefSeq and is a predicted model, not a curated record. Lineage: Eukaryota; Viridiplantae; Streptophyta; Magnoliopsida; Arecales; Arecaceae.